This is a messenger RNA of Musca domestica (house fly), 1463 nucleotides long. RefSeq lists its product as uncharacterized. Gene Ontology annotation, biological process: sleep; positive regulation of voltage-gated potassium channel activity; regulation of synaptic transmission, cholinergic. Bases 581 to 1039 code for a protein of 152 amino acids. The record is from RefSeq and is a predicted model, not a curated record. NCBI's taxonomy places the organism in Eukaryota, Metazoa, Arthropoda, Insecta, Diptera, Muscidae. The transcript is spliced from 3 exons.
GUCGGACAAUCGGUUCGCAUGGUUUCGGUUUUGUUCCUCCACUGGUUGCGAGUGCAUGAGUGUCUGUGUGUGUUUGUGUGCGUAUAUGUGAGUUGGAUUCAGGGGGAUUUUCAUUUUCAUCGUUUGUAGUUUCAUUUUAGUUUACGUUUAGUUGUCGAAGCGUUGAUUUCGUUGAGAAAAAAUUGGUCUUCUGCCACCAACAAAAGGGAACCCAACUAAAGAGGAAGUGCAAAAUAGAAGCAAAAAAAAAAAAGGAAUUCUCAUGUCAUAAAAAUUCCAAAAGAAAAAUAGAAGAAGCAAAGAAAAAUCCACUUAUUUUCUUCGAGCAAUAAAAAAAGUGUAAUUCGAAAAGAAAACGAUUAUUUUAAAUUGGCGCGCUUUAACUAACGACCACCACCACUGGUUUUGCAAUAAAAGGAAAAAAAAAACGAAAACCCCUAAUUGAAAUUGGAAUUUGAGAAAAUAGAUAAAGUGCAAUAACUACUGCAAGUGUUGUGCAAGCAAUAAAAUUUAAAUAAAUUAAAAUAAAAAGUGAUUUUUUUUAAAGAAAUUUGUAUAAAACCAUUUUUAAUAAAAUAAGAUGUCAUCAUCUCAUGGAUAUAUCAUUGCCCUGCUCUUGGCUGCCAUGGUGUGCCUUACAACAGCUCAAAGCAUUUUAAAAUGCUGGCGCUGUUCAACAGAUGUCUCCAAUGGAGAAUUCUGCAACGAUCCCUUCGAUCCCAAUGGCAUUACGGACCAGCAGCGUUACUGGAGUUAUGUCAAUUGCACCUAUAAUGUGGGAUUUAAGGCGGUGAACGCAAGGCCCGUAUGCAAAAAACUUGUGCAGGAAGUUUAUGGCAAACGUGUCAUAUCACGUUCAUGUUUCUACGAAGACAUUGAUGAUCCAGCAGAUAAAUGUGCCCGUGACACCACCUCGUCGUACAUUAAGACCGUAUUCUGUGAGACGUGCAACUCGGAUGGCUGCAAUGGAGUAUCGGGACUGAUGCCCUAUGGGACGCUAUUGGCGUUGACAGCAUUGCUGGUCAAAUUAAUCAAAUAAAUAAAAAGAGAAAGCAAUUCAGUUUGCGUUCAGCACUUACCUCCCCACGAAAAAAAAAAUGAAAAAAAGAAAGAUAACUUAAAGCGAGUUGGAACCCCAGUUUUUGGAGUUUUACAAAAUGCGCUUUAAAACUCGAACCUCUUUAAAUAAUAAUAAAAAAAUUAUAUCAAAUCAUUGUUAGUUUUUAAGCAAAACAAAAAAAGUAUACAGAAAAUUUUGUAAAUUUAUUCAUGUUUAUAUUUCAGUUUUCGUUUGGAUUAGCUAUUAGAAAAAAAACUAAUAUUUGGGUAACAAUUUUGAUUUGUAAAAUUAAUAUUUUUGUAAUAUUAUUUUGAGUUUAGUAAAGCUUUAAAUAAAAAGAAAAUAAUUUAUUUAAUUUAAAAUACAUUAACUUAACUGGUUUAAGAAAAUUUGCAUUACUGUU